Conger conger (European conger) is the source of this 1289-nucleotide messenger RNA. RefSeq names its product zona pellucida sperm-binding protein 3-like. The transcript has 8 exons. Lineage: Eukaryota; Metazoa; Chordata; Actinopteri; Anguilliformes; Congridae. Bases 74 to 1204 code for a protein of 376 amino acids. Gene Ontology annotation, cellular component: extracellular matrix. Gene Ontology annotation, molecular function: acrosin binding. The record is from RefSeq and is a predicted model, not a curated record. Gene Ontology annotation, biological process: binding of sperm to zona pellucida; egg coat formation; positive regulation of acrosome reaction.
UAGGCUCCCAAUUGUUUUGGUAAUUUUUACGGGGUUAAAUUGUAUUACUUUGGCAGCAACGUGCAAAGGCGCAAUGGGAGUCGAAGAGAAGGUAUUUUCCUGGGUAACGCUUGUAAUUUUAGCUUGUGGCUCUGUAAACGGUAAACAUGUAGGCCUCCAGUCCUUAAUGCGAAGUAAAAAGCCACACAAAACCGAUAGUUACUAUGUAAACGAGCCACAGACCGUGAAGUCCGAACAUUUGGACCAGGCCGCUCCCAUUUCGUUGAUCUGUAAUGAAAAGAACAUGACGUUAAUUGUGAAAGCCGACUUGCACAAGAACGGGAUCCUGCUUUCAGCCGCGGAGUUGCUACUGGGACAAGACCUGUCUGCGGGUCCAGCUUGUAAAGCUUUCCCGCUCAGCGAUGUUGAAUAUGCGAUCCAAGCGAGCCUACACGAGUGUGGUACCAUGUUGACUAUUGAGGAGGACUCUUUGGUCUACUCUAAUGUGCUGACUGUAUCUCCCAUGGCUACCAGUGGUAUCAUUAGGACAAGUAGUGUGAUUAUUCCCAUUGCGUGCCACUAUCAGAGGAGACAUUUUGUGAGCAGUGGUCCUCUGUAUCCAUCUUGGAAUGAUUUUGCAUCCACCACCGCUGCGAUGGAUCUCUUGGACUUCUCCCUACGACUUAUGGCUGGUACUACAGCUGACGGGCACUCUAAAGGCUCUUCAAAAAAUCAUUUUUUGGGGGAGCUCUUGCGAGUUGAAGCCUCAGUCAACCUUGCCAGCCAUGUGCCCCUGCGGAUCUUUAUCGACACCUGCAUUGCAACUAUGGAUCCUGAUGUGAACUCUGAACCAAGAUACGCCAUCAUUAAAAACCAUGGGUGUCUCUCUGAUGCCAAGGUUAAAGGGUCCCAUGCUCAGUUUGAGCACAGAUCCUUGGAUGAAAAGCUCCAGAUUACAAUUGAUGCCUUUGUGUUCCCUGAGGGCUUCCCUGAGAGUGAGAUCUAUAUCACAUGUCAACUGAAGGUGACUGCAGCCUCCCAGAACCCUGAUGCCAUGAGCAAAGCCUGCUCCUAUGUUGGUGGACGGUGGCAGAGUGUGGAUGGUCAAGACUCUGUGUGCAGCUGCUGUGAUUCUACCUGCCAGGGCAGUGAAGCUGGUGUUCUAUAUACAAGAACUUUGGGAUUGGGACCCAUUGGUGUGGUUGACAAGGACAAAACUGGGUGAUUCCUUUGAGCUAAUAAAGCAAUGUGACAUGGCGUUCUUUGUGCUUCACAAAUUGCCAUUGUCCCAUGGUCCAUCUACAUGUAAA